Molecule: messenger RNA, 6689 nt
Organism: Oncorhynchus kisutch (coho salmon)
Lineage: Eukaryota; Metazoa; Chordata; Actinopteri; Salmoniformes; Salmonidae
Product: gastrula zinc finger protein XlCGF57.1-like
Exons: 4
Coding region: 4318-6423 (701 amino acids)
Biological process (GO): regulation of transcription by RNA polymerase II
Cellular component (GO): nucleus
Molecular function (GO): DNA-binding transcription factor activity, RNA polymerase II-specific; RNA polymerase II cis-regulatory region sequence-specific DNA binding
Source: RefSeq, a predicted model, not a curated record
UACGUGGUUAUGCCCACGUGGGUGAUUGAAAGACUUAACUUUGCUACCGGUUGUCGUGGUAAUACAAUGAAAGUUUAUAAAUUCAAAGAUGAAAAAGCAUGGAAGGAGGAGAGAUGGCUAGAAACGAUUCGGUUGGCUGUUUUAUGUGUGGAUUAAUUGUCGGAGUAGAGGUCCUUGUGCAUUUCAGGUACAAUAACAACUCAAUGUUUAUAUCCCAGGACAUAUUAGCUAGCAACAGCAAGCUAGCUAGCUACAUUUCCAUACAUGUUUAAUGCUUUUCGACCUGUCCCCAAAUGAAAGUCAUUGGUUCAGAGUUUGUUUUGAUAUUUUAACCUACGUGUGGUAGUCACGUUUGGUGUGGGGGGCAAAAUACAUUUAUGCACGAUAGCCACGCGUGCAGCCGGUUUGGGUUCCGUGUUACUGGUCUUUUUCUAUGAAGAAUCUUAAGUCAAAGUGAAUAAUAGUGAAGCAAUAGACCUUGACCUCAACCUAGACCUAUUGCCUCAUUUUUUUUGUAAUUGUGGACUGAAUAACUUCUAGGCCUUAGAUGGCAACGUUCAUUUCUUUCCGUACAUACUAUAGCAGGCUAUUUUAUGAGGGUCAUUACAAUUGUUACAACAGUAUUUCAUUUUUAUCAACACGUUUGUGCCAUAUCCUCCUGAUUGAAGGUUACUGUAAUUUAUUGAGUGGUGUGAUGCGUUCAUUCCGCUGUGAUUCCCUGUUUAUUAGUCAUCAGUGUCCUGGAUCACAAAGAAAACACGUCAUAAUGGUACAGGAAGCAACUCCACCGGUACUGUAUGUAAGACUUACCAUUAAUCUCAGACUCUCUUCCAUGCAUAAUGAUCCUGUUAUGUCUCAUGUCCACAAAGGGAAAGGGUGCGUAGAGGCGAGAAGGAAUUAUCAAGUGAUUAAAGGGGUCAUGCUGUUUUUAUAUGGCUGCUAUGAUCAGGAGUGUAUUCAUUCUGGGCCUCCCGAGUGGCACAGUGAUCUAAGGCUCUGCAUCACAGUGCUAGCUGUGCCACUAGAGAUUCUGGGUUAGAGUCCAGGCUCUGUCGCAGCCGGCCACGACCAGAAGACCCAUGGGGUGGCGCACAAUUGGCCCAGUGUCGUCCGGGUUAGGGGGGGAUUUGGCCGGCAGGGAUGUCCUUGUCCUAUCGCGCACCAGCGACUCCAGUGGCGAGCCGGGCGCAGUGUACACUGGCACUGUCGCCAGUUGUACGGUGUUUCCUCCGACACAUUGGUGUGGCUUCCCGGGUUAAGUGGGCAUUGUGUCAAAGAUGCAGUGCGCUUGGUUGGGUUGUGUUUCAGAGGACGCGUGGCCCUCGACCUUCGCCUCUCCCGAGUCUCAUCGCUGCAACUCCCGGACAGACAAGACUGUAACUACCAAUUUGGACACCACAAAAUUGGCUUGGGAUACGACUGGUGACUUGCUUUGCUCUCCGGAGCAUGCCCCCUUUGAAAGGAGUGAUAACUGGAGUGGCAUUAGGUGUUGAGGAGGAUCAACUGAUGCCUGCUGUUUGGUGUGAUGCAGAACCGGUGGAGAGCAUGGUGAAACCAAGAAGACGCUGACUUUUGAUUACCCAUCAAUGUCAGUUAUCCUGUGAGAGCUUGUUCCGAACCCAUUACAAGGUUUUAGGUGACAAGCUUAUGGUCAUGUUGCAGCAGUGUGUAGGAAGUGGAUUCCUAGAUGUGAGAAGUGUGCAGGAGUGUAUGAGACAAAGGAACAGGGAUGUAUUGCUGCCACAGCGUGGGAGAGCAGCGCUCCCUCACUCUUCAUGUCUUCGGAUCAAUUCUAAAUGAAUUCCAUGAAAACAAAACGAUACAAUGACAAAACAAAGCAACAGUAAACGUCAUCUCCCACAAAUGUUGCAGCCCCCCCUCCGGCAUUUAAUUUAGUAAAUGCCGGAUCUUUAUGGCAAGACGCAUCAUUCAUCCAAGUUUUGUCAAAAUUGGGCCAGUGGUGUCUGAUAUUGCGUGGGAUAGUUAGACUCAUAUCCCUGAGCAUGUGUGCCAUAUUUCAAACAGAUCGAGAUAUAAACAUGUGCCUCUUAGAGCGCUACAGUGUAGUUGAUAUGAAUGUUCUUACAUAUGUUGAGUCUCGACUGUGUUCGCAACAUGUGUACCAAAUUGUUACAAUAACAAUAUCCUGGAUUGAUUUAUAUGCAUUUCUGUUCCAGACCACACCCACGUGAAUGUUUAUUGGUUGUGUUUUAAGUACCAGUCUAGACAAUAUUGGUUUGAGACCUUUGUCCAUAGAUGCCAAUAAAAGAUGAGGCCUGUAAUUUUCAUCAUAGGUACACUUCAACUAUGACAGACAAGUUCAAACAGGUGCCAUUAAUACAGGUAACGAGUGGAGGACAGAGGAGCCUCUUAAAGAUGAAGCUACAGGUCUGUGAGAGCCAGAAAUCUUGCUUGUUUGUAGGUGACCAAAUACUUAUUUUCCACCAUAAUUUGCAAAUAAAUUCAUUAAAAAUCCUACAAUCUGAUUUUCUGGAUUUUUUUCCCUAAUUUUGUCUGUCAUAGUUGAAGUGUACCUAUGAUGAAAAUUACAGGCCUCUCUCAUCUUUUUAAGUGGGAGAACUUGCACAAUUGGUGGCUGACUAAAUACUUUUUUGCCCCACUGUAUAUAGGCAAUAGCAGCCUGUAGGGGAGAAAUCACUAUUUACCUAUCUUCUCUCUCUUGUGGUGGAGGGAAUGAAGGAUACCAUUCAAGUCUAUGGGGCUUCUUUUUUUUGUUGUUGCUAUGAUCCCUUACUGAUGUCACCACUUCAAUCAGAGUAGAUGAAGGGGAGGAGACAGGGUAGGUUGUAGAAACCUCAUGAUGGGUACUGGGAAAAUGUUAAUGUCAUAUAGUAGCCUAAACCUAUCGAUGUUCCACUGAGCUGGUUUGAAUGGAAUAUGAAUGACAGUCAAAUUUGUUGGAUGCGUUUUACUAUUUGUUUUGGAUGUUUCAGUUUAUUUUGUGCCCAAUAGAAGUGAAUGGUAAAUAAUGUAUCGUGUCAUUUUGGAGUCACUUUUAUUGGAAAUAAGAAUAUAAUAUAUUUCUAAACACUGCUACGUGAAUGUGAUUGCUACCAUCAGUACAGAUAGAGCUGAUGACUUGUGAAUGAGUGAGAAAGUUAGACUCACAAAUAUCAUUGUCUUAGUUGUUACAUGUUCAACUACUUAUGGAAUAAUUUUUUACUUCUCUCAUUGACUUCUCAAACCCCACCUAGUCGGCUUUGUCUGUUUCGCAAGUGUCACCUCUGGGUUUAGAAACUCUUAGUCCUUUAUCUGUCACAAAGUGUAAUGAAUUCACACUCCAAAAUAGCCCACACAGUAGGUGGCAGCAUGCACAUCUAACGUAUGUUUGCAGCCUGCCAUAAUACCAUAGAAGGAAUAGACUGAGGUUGUCACUAGUUAAACACAAAGUCAAUUAAAAUUAGAUUUUUAAGACUAAUCGUAACCACACUACAAACUGUAAAUGAAGCUAUAUUUUGUUUUAGUAAAUUUGUACGAGAUAACCUAUUUCGCCUUUGUGGCUGUGGUAACUAGCAACAACCGAAGACUACCUGCCUUCCGGUCAUGUCUAGAAGGUAUACGCAGAUAUGAGAGAUAUUUUACCAGAUGUUUAAAUGUGAAGUGUCCAUUUGGCGUUUCCACUCACCACCAAAUAGGGUGGUGAGAGGAAGCACCAUGGCCGGCAGUGGGAGAAGAUGGAUUUUGGCUUACAUUCUGCUCAUUUUCUCAUCGAUGAAACACUUGAUCUCCGUAAUUUUCUGUUCCCAAUACUAACAUCUGUUACGGACAGAGUGGACUAAGUUGUGUUGUUUAGAAGGAGUGGAAGGGUGAAUUUAGUUAUUUUUACACGCUCAAUUCAAAGUAGGCGUUCCCUGACGGAAAUAUGCAAAUACGUGCUAGAACGCGCUGAUAGGCUCUCGCUAGCUCGUCCUUCCUCUGCCCACUAGCAUUAAUUUGCUCUCAUUGGAAACGAUAGGCUGUGGUCUUUCUUGGGUUAGUUAAAUUUAAAAAACUUUGGUAUACAGUUUGGAGAAAAAAUUGGGGGCAUUUUAGCAAACACUUUGCCUAACCUUAAUCUAAUAAUGUCCUGAUGUUCUGUUACGUUAAUUAUCCAAAUAUUCUGCGUACUUUCUAACUUGCUACGAAAAGUUCAUUUGGACAAAAACAGUAUCCCUUCUAGCCAAAUCCUUGCCUUCCCGCGUCUGGGACAACUAUCAUUGUUAAACGGGGACACGGCCGUCUCAGUAUUUCUGACGACUAGCUUCCCGUUGCUGGUUAGCUUGGUUAUUAUUCUAUGCUAAUGAGUCUGAGGGCAACAUGGCUACAUCUUACAACACGUACCAGUCAGAAACAACAUCGAUUAUGGCCGUUGUUGUCGAGGCGGCAAUUACAGAAAUUAACAAACUUUGGCCAAACUCUUACGCUAACGUUAGCAAUCCGGAGAGAGAGCUUUGCACAAUUAUGAAUCUGAUGAUGGAUGAGGCUAUUCGUAAAAUCUGCCAACUAUUCCUAGUGGCUUCCUCGAGUUUACAAAAUGAGAACGUGAAACUGAAGACCAAGGUCGAGCAGAUGACCCAGUUGUUUGAAAACAAUACACAGCCUGGUAAAAGUCCUGCAAAGGUUUGCUGUAAAUCCACAGAGAUGUCUUCAUUGGAGAAUGACUCCUCUCUGGGAGACACAGAUGGACUGAAUACAGACCCCUCCCCAAGAGAGACUGAUUCCAACGUUGAGCAUAUGAGAGCUGCUCUGCCAGGGAGCAACGAGAGAGACGUCCAUGAAAGCCAGAAAAACAGCAAUACUACUAAAGGGACACGAUCCAAAGAAACCAAACGCUUCAAGUGUGAUAUUUGUGAGAAGACCUUCAGCCGGAACAAACGGCUGAUACAACACAAGCUAACUCACACAAGACCCUUCAAGUGUGAUGUUUGUGACAAGACCUUCAGCAUGGAAGGGUCACUGGAAUCUCACACACUAACUCACACAAGACCCUUCAAGUGUGAUGUUUGUGACAAGACCUUCAGCCGGAACCGCUUGCUGGUACGUCACAAGCUAAUUCACACAGGAGAGAGGCCAUUCGCUUGUGGUCAAUGUGGCAAAACAUUCAGAAUGUCCAAGCAGCUCGAACAUCACAUGUUGCGUCACAGAGAGAAAACAUUCAGUUGCAAAAUCUGUGGAAAUACAUUCUCUACCAAGAAAGAUCUGAAACGACAUCAGCUUGUUCAUGCAGUGGAGAGACCGUUCAAGUGCCUGACUUGUGACAAGGGUUUCACAUCAAGGAAACUGCUUAUUGAGCACGAGAGAAUCCACACUGGUGAAAAACCAUACAGCUGUGCUGUGUGUGGGAAGAGUUACACACAGAGUGGUGGCCUGAGUUAUCAUAUGCGAACACAUACAGGUGAACGUCCACAUUCAUGCUCAGAGUGUGGUAAGCGCUUUAUGACUAAAUCCAGCCUUGAAAGACACAAGGUAAUCCAUACAGGGCAGAAGCCAUUUACAUGUGAGACAUGUGGAGCUGCUUUCGGCCAUAAAGGAAACCUUGUGAGACACCAAGUGCUUCACACAGGGGAGAGACCAUACAAAUGUAAAUUGUGUGGGACAAGCUACCUUCAGUCCACCCUCUUAAAAGCUCACAUGCAUCGUCAUGGGGCAACCAAACCAUUUAUGUGUGACUUAUGUGGGAAGACUUUUAUGUACAAUUUUCUAAUGAGACGACACCAUCUAAAAUGGCACACAGCUGAAGGAGAGAAGCAGAAAGAACGAGAGAGAAAAGAGAGAACGAGAGAGAGAACCGCCAGGAGAGCGGGAACCUCAACAAAGCCAUUCAGUUGCGACGUAUGUUUGAACGGCUUCAGCUCCAUGCUAACUCUGAAAAACCAUCAACGAAUUCACACGGGACAAAAGCAAUACUCUUGUUCCAUUUGCGGAAAGAACUUUGCCUAUAAAAAUACUUUUGACUACCACAUGAGACUUCACAGUGGGGUGAAGCCCUACCCUUGUAAAUACUGUGAAAAGAAAUUUGUUCUUAAGCAAGCUCUAGAAGGACAUGAGCGAACCCAUACUGGUGAAAAGCCCUUCAAAUGCAGUUAUUGUGACAAGACUUUCUCAGUCGGCACCAAUCUCAAAAGGCAUGAGCGAGUCCACACGGGAGAGAAGCCAUUCAAAUGUGAUGUCUGCGGGAGAGGUUUCGGCCAAGCCAACAACGUCAAAGCCCACAUGCAAGUCCACACUGGAGUUAGGCCUUAUUAUUGCAAGAGAUGUGGAAAGGGCUUUUCUGACAUAAGACACUACAAAAACCAUAGCUGUAAUGGUGUGGCAGCAACACGUGAUCGGUCUCGUAAAUCUUCAGACCGCUCUUUCAGAAAUAAGAAAGGAGGUGAAGACAGCAGUGCUUGUCAUAAUGCUGCUGUGAUGUCGACUCAGUGAUAUAAUCUCUAUCAUUCACAGUGGGGCAACUUCCUGCUUUCAGACAUCAGGAACAACAUGGAUGUAUUCAGUAGGGUUAAAAGUUCUGGGGUGAGUUUCAAGAAAGCCUUGUAGAAAAUGAGAUGCAGGCCGCCAUAAUGCUUGGAAAGUUUAUGGUCAAUGUUCAGUCUCAGAGGCAUUGUUUAUUUCUGACAGUAUGCCGAAUUGGUUCCGAUAUGUUAUUUUUUCUAUUGUGUAAAUCAUUAAAUGUAAUUUGUGUGAAAGGA